Molecule: messenger RNA, 2180 nt
Organism: Hibiscus syriacus
Lineage: Eukaryota; Viridiplantae; Streptophyta; Magnoliopsida; Malvales; Malvaceae
Exons: 12
Coding region: 208-1926 (572 amino acids)
Source: RefSeq, a predicted model, not a curated record
AUUUAGGAAAUUAAAUGUGGAACCUUCAAAUUCAACAAAUUUGCCCAAAAUGUAUAAACUUAUUAUGUGUUUAUUGAUUAUCUUUUUAAUACGAUACUCCAUAUCCAGUAGCAGUUCAAUCAAAGCCCCAAAUUCCUCAAUAAUGAUUCGCACAAAACCCUAACUUCAAACCUGCUCCCUUUCAUUUCACUUUUUCAGAGAUGAUUAAUGGCAGCGAUGAUGAUGCAGCAGCCGCAGCAGGCGACGCCGCCGAUUCAUCCUCCACCUACUUCCGACGCUUCACUUAGAUCCCCUACACCGACUCCCACGCAAUCCCCUCUCCCUCUCCGCCCACGUCAGCCCCACGAGCAUGUUGCCGUUCCGAUCUCCGCCGCGCAUCCUUCCGGUGAGCCUAUCGUAACCAUGGGGACUGCCCAACUUCCACUCGCCAGGGUUAGGCUUUCCGAUAUUUCUCCCUAUGAUGGUGCCCCUUCUGGUUCCUAUGUGAGAGCCGUUGACACUUUAUCGGGUUCUUUGAUGCGACAUAAUGCGGCGGUAAUUGAGUUCGGGAACGAGGAUGCCGCAUUGAUGCGUUGCGCGCUGGAAGCCGCGCGGUUGUACUUUCGGAGUAGGGUAAAUACUGUUGGAAAAGGAAGCCGUGGGGUUUACAUGUAUAGGGCUGGAAGGGUUUUGGAAGAUUGGGACUCGUCUCCACCAUGCAUGGAUGAUAUAUUUAGGUGCAUGGGGAAGGCAGCUCGUGUUGCUUUAUGUGCAAUAGCAAGGCACCUGCGUUUACAAAGCGACGUUUUCAAUCAUUUACUUGAUGAUACUCCAUUACCUGCUAAUGAGGUGUCUUCAUCAGUGCUUGUUGCAACCUACUCUCACAUUUCUUUGCAAAAUGGAAAGGGGGCUUUUGGUGGAGGGAAGCCAGGAACAACUGCUGAAGUUGAGAAGGGGUUAUUGACAUUGAUUUCUUCAGACGGUCCUGGUCUACAGGUUUGUGACCCCAACGGUCGUUGGUACCUAGCAGAUGCUGGAUUAGCUCCUGGGGAUGUGUUGCUUAUUACUGGCAAGACACUUAGCCAUUCCACUGCCGGUGUCCGUCCUGCUGCCUCCUAUGGAGCUGCUCCUGAGUACCUUUCUGGGAUUAAUAAUGGUGGCAGGACAUCACUUGCAUUUAGGUUCAUGCCACAAGGAAAUGCUAUAUUGGACUGCUCUCCAGUUGCAGCUGCUGGUCAUGUAAUUCCACAGAGCUAUGUACCAAUAUCUGUUAGCCAGUUUACGGAUGAACUCUCUGCUGAAGAAGAUGUAGUGUGCAAUCGUACUGAUAAUACUUGUGGAGUUCGAAACAAUUUGAAUAAGCAACCUUCAUUAAGAAGUGUUCUCUCAGACCCCUUGUCUGGUGCAUUCCUUGAAGAUGCUAUGGUUGUUUCUUGUGGACAUUCAUUUGGUGGUCUCAUGCUGAGGAGGGUCCUUGAUAUGUCAAGAUGUACGCUUUGCAGUGCAGACAUCGACUCUGGAUCAUUGAUCCCUAAUAUUGCUGCUGCUGCAGCUGUGAAGCAAGAGGAAAAUAGAAGGCUAUUCCAUAAUGCAGCUCUCCGUAAGAAACGAAAGGAGAUGGGUGUCCAAAUUGAUAUAUCCAAGAGAUCAAGCAUGGAGAAUGGAGAGAUUGGUGCGGACAAUGGGUUGCAUAGGGGUGUGCAAUAUCCAUUUUUGGUGAACGAGAAGGUGUUAAUUAAGGGAAACAAACGGACACCGGAAAAGUUUGUUGGAAAGGAAGCCAUUAUUACAUCCCAAUGUCUCAAUGGCUGGUAUUUGCUUAAGAUCAUUGGAAGUGGGGAGAAUGUUCGUCUACAAUAUCGAUCUCUUCUUAAGAUCAUGAACCCGCAAUCCACCAUUGAAGAAGAUAGAUGUCCUUCACAACCGUUUCGGAACAGUAGCUCAUAGUCAUAGAUGUAAAUACCUUUUUUUAUUUAUUUUUUUACUCACGAUACCUGGAGGAAUAGUGAACUCGUCCAGCUGCCAUAGAGAUGAAAUUUGCUUCUCUCUUGUUUCUUUUUUACUAUGCUAUUGUUGUAUUUGAAUUUUGUUUUGUCCGGGAAAAGUCGGCUAUUUCACUCCCACUAUAUCAUGUAAGAAACUCUGCUUAGAAAAGAGGAACUAUGAAAUAUAUGUAAAAUACCACCAGCUUGCAUGAUUUU